Messenger RNA from Ictalurus furcatus (blue catfish), 5553 nucleotides. RefSeq names its product ecotropic viral integration site 5b (gene evi5b). The coding region runs from base 1322 to 3766 and encodes 814 amino acids. The transcript is spliced from 21 exons. Lineage: Eukaryota; Metazoa; Chordata; Actinopteri; Siluriformes; Ictaluridae. The record is from RefSeq and is a predicted model, not a curated record.
CUUGCAAAAUAGUCCUAAAUACCAACAUGAAAAUCAAAUGUGAUUAAGAUUGUGAAUUGUGAGUCAGCCUGAAAAAAAAAAAAAAUCGUGAUACGAUAUAUUUUUGCCAGCUCGCCCACCCAUAGUUUCUUUUCUGUAUUCUGGAGGUGGGAUCUAAUUUUAGAUUAGUAGGUUUAGUGACAUGAAAAUGCUCCCUUCUUCUGCAGACCUCAAAUUGAGAUCUUUGGCAAUAAUUCUGCAGCUAAUUAUAUAUAGGUUUGCUAACAAGCAAAAGUGUUGCAUUCGAUAAAACUAUGGAAAACUUAGUCAGCUGCGUGCGGUCAAAGUUUUACAAACGCUGACAAUAGCCACGAAAGCUCAGACAAAACUGUAUUGUGUGUGUGCUAUCAUUGAAAACCAGGAUUAUUUUAGGAGUCUUGCUAAUUGCUUAACGCAUCUUCCUUUCCUUUACUUCUCCUUCUAACUGUACUUUGCUCUGUCUGUUUUGCUUCCUGUCCAUGCCCCACCUCUUGUACUUUUUUUUUUCUCCCUCUCUCUUUCGCUCUCCGUCGUCAGCAGCAUGCAGGGAGCGGUAAAUCCCACUCUAGAAAAGGGCCAUUGUUUCUCGGGAUUGAAUACUGUCGUCUCAUCAGUGGGGUUUUACAACCGCAAAGCUCAGUGUUUGUAGUUUUCACUAGCAGUCCGGAAAUGAAAGCUGCUUCACUCUGGAUUCGUAGAAGUGCUUUUUGCAAAUGAGAAAGUGGCUGUGAUCUGAAGAGAGACACUUCCCCUGGGGUUACCGGCAUGAUGUGUGCUUUAACUGGUAAUACACAAGACGUCACACGGGGCUUUCUUCUGCCGGGUUAAUUCCAGCUUCAAAGUCACUUCAGCUGCAAUGCCAAGGCUGAUGGUCGCGCACAUCGUCUAAUCGACUCAGUCUGUCUCAGGUCGCUCGUUGCGUGUGCACUUUGAUCCCAAGUGACACCGUGACAAUCAGGUGCCUGUGAAAUGGCUCCAACCUCAGCUUAAAGGCAGUAAGAUGUUUGAUGGGCUGAAUAGUCACUGUGUAGGUCCUGGAUUGAACAUAGCUUGUUGAAAACUCUGUUCAGACCCAUUUUAUUUUAUACGACUCUUUGCUCUUCAGCUUUGAUGGAAUUACUGUGUAAGAGUGACCUACUGAAGAAGGAGGUGCUCUUUAGACACAGGGUCCUGAUGAAGUCGGCAACUAUUCUUGAAGAAGAAAUGCCCAGCCCCAAAACAUGUGGCGACGGACAAAGUAGCCGGCAAGCUGAGUUCGACUCUUUCAUGGGUGAAGAACUCAGUGUCGCACACGGUCAGUCAGAUGGCUAGCCAGGUGGCCGCUCCAUCCUCACUGCACACGGUGGUGGGAUCGUCCACCAUCUCCCUGUCCUCGCCAGGCCUCUCUCCCUCAACUCCUUCCUCCACCCAGCUGAGCCCGGAUGAAGUGGAGCUACUCGCCAAGCUUGAGGAGCAGAACAGGUUGUUGGAGACAGACAGUAAAUCCCUGCGCUCGGUGAACGGCUCUCGGAGGAACAGCGGCUCCUCGCUGGUGUCCAGCUCCUCUGCCUCUUCCAACCUCUCGCACCUGGAGGAGGACACGUGGAUCUUAUGGGGGCGCAUCGUCAAUGAGUGGGAGGAGGUGCGCAAGAAAAAGGAGAAACAGCUGAAGGAACUGGUCAGGAAGGGCAUCCCGCAUCACUUCCGGGCGAUAGUGUGGCAGCUUCUCUGUAGUGCCCAGAAUCUACCCAUAAAGGACCAGUACUCAGAGCUGCUGAAGAUGACGUCACCCUGUGAGAAGCUGAUCCGCAGAGACAUCGCCCGCACAUACCCCGAGCACGAGUUCUUCAAAGAAAAGGACAGCCUGGGCCAGGAGGUGCUCUUUAACGUCAUGAAGGCCUACUCACUGGUGGACAGGGAAGUGGGAUACUGCCAGGGGAGUGCGUUCAUCGUCGGCUUGCUGCUCAUGCAGAUGCCAGAAGAGGAGGCAUUCUGUGUGUUUGUAAAGCUCAUGCAGGAUUACCGUCUGAGGGAACUGUUCAAACCCAGCAUGGCGGAAUUGGGUCUCUGCAUGUACCAGUUUGAAUAUAUGAUUCAGGAGCAGCUGCCUGAGCUGCACAUUCAUUUCCAGGCCCAGAGUUUCCACACCUCCAUGUAUGCGUCAUCUUGGUUCCUCACCAUCUUUCUCACCUCCUUUCCUCUCCCCGUCGCUACAAGAAUUUUCGACAUAUUUAUGUGUGAGGGUUUGGAAAUAGUGUUCCGUGUCGGUCUGGCCAUCCUUCAGAUGAAUCAAGCAGAGCUCAUCCAGUUGGACAUGGAGGGCAUGUUACAGUACUUUCAGAAAGUCAUCCCUCAUCAAUUGGACAGCGGACCAGACAAAGUGAUCCAGGUCGCCUAUCAAGUCAAGUACAAUGCCAAGAAGAUGAAAAAGUUAGAGAAGGAGUACACUACUAUAAAAACCAAGGAAAUGGAGGAACAGGUGGAGAUAAAGAGACUUCGGACCGAGAACAGGCUGCUGAAGCAGAGGAUAGACACUCUGGAGAAAGAAAGUGCUUCCUUGGCAGAUAGAUUGAUCCAGGGUCAGGUGACCCGAGCCCAGGAGGCCGAGGAGAAUUAUCUGGUCAAGCGGGAGCUGGCCACGGUGAAACAGCAGAGCGAGGAGGUCAGCACACAGCUCGAGCAGGCCCAAAGCACCAUCAGAGAGCUCCAACAGCAGCUGCAGCCCUCUGCGAAGGGGAACCCGCGCUACUCUGAAGAGACCCUCCUGCAGUUGGAGAGAGAGCUGGUCCAGGCUCGACUCAAAGAGGCCGAGUCUCAGUGCGCCCUCAAAGAGAUGCAGGACAAAAUCCUUGACAUGGAGAAGAGGAACAUGUCACUGCCAGAUGAGAGUAACGUGGUGCGUCUUCAGGAGGAGCUGAUUGCUGUAAAGAUAAGGGAGGCCGAGGCUCUGACAGGCCUCAAGGAGCUGAGACAGCAAGUCAGAGAUCUGGAGGAGCAUUGGCAGAAGCACUUGGCACGGACAGCUGGCCGCUGGAAGGACAGUCCACGGAAAAACUCGGCAAAUGAACUCCAGGAUGAGCUAAUGAGCGUGAGACUUCGAGAGGCAGAGGCCCAAGCUGAGCUCCGCGAGACCAGGCAGAGACUGCUGGAACUGGAGACACAGAAUCAAAUCCAUAGCAACCAGUUGCGGCGAGCUGAGCAAGAAACGCGCAGUUUGCAUGAUCGUUUGCAGAUUUUGAGCACACAAAAUAAAAUGCUUCACUCGGAGCUGCAGGAGUCCAAACGCAAGCAGGCAGAGAUUGAGUGUAAAAAUAAAGAGGAGGUGAUGGCAGUGAGAUUAAGAGAGGCUGAUAACAUGGCUGCCAUGGCUGAACUCCAGCAGCAGAUCUCUGAAUUGGAGAUUCAGAAGGAAGAAGGGAGGGUACAGGGACACCUGAACAACACGGACUCCAACCAGUACAUCCGAGACCUCAAAGACCAGAUCGCAGAACUCAAGGAUGAGGUCCGCUGUUUAAAAGGGCAGAGGGGCUUACUCGACCGCACCAAUUUUGAUAGGAUCCACCUCGUCAAUCACUACAGAGGGGACAACGAGUCAUACCAGUCCUCAGAUGAAGACGGUGUGAAGCUACCGCUUAACGUGACCCCCUGUCAAGGUGGCGGCCGCAUCAAACUCCACCCCCAGCUGGGAGACACAGACAGCGAUGAAGACGGAGAGAGUCUGAGGCUCAUGGUGCCUUCCAGCAGCAGCCAUAAGAGCACCACUGUGUGACCACCGACACUAACACAUCAGACUGCAAUCUGCAGGGAAGUCGCACCGAAGAGUCCACAGUUGCAUCCAGAUCUGAAAAUGCCAUCUGCUUCUGUACAACUAGAAAUCCUGAAGUGUUCUGUACAAACCAAGAAUCAGGAUUUUUAUUCACAUCUGCCUUAUUCAUUUUGUUUUUGCCAAAAUGAGCCAGAUGUUUAUAUUGGAACUUGUCUUUGCAUUUUGGCAAGAAAUUCAUUGGCUUGUUGUGCUCUUUAAAGCCAGACUGGACAGGAACAAAUACUGAAAGUCCCUAAGACUACCCAGACUCUUCUACACCACACAUCGCUCUACCAGAGAUGAAUCGACUUGUGUGGUAUAGUCUUUUAUGCAUUAUGAUAAAGCGUCAUUCUUCUAAUUUUUUUAUUUUUUCCUUCUUUCUUUUUCUUUCUUUUUUUUUAUUUUUUAAAAAGAGUAAUCAAAAUCCCAUGGUAUGCAUUCGUGGGUGUCCGUCAUGUUUAGGGGAAACACUAUCGAUCAGAUGAAAACACAAACCUGCAAACGGAAAUGGAUUAGUGUCAUAUCAACCAACAAUAACAACCUUGUUUUAACCAUCGCAUGCAGUAUAUCUAAUGACCUUUGUUUUUAUGUUAAAGCAGCUUGUCAAAGAUCUCACAUCCGUGUGUAUAAUAAUAUAUAAAUAUAUAUAUGUGUACAUGUUGUUUUGCAUCUCCAUUUUGACUUGAAAGUGUGUAUGUAAUGAAUUUCAUAUCCUGGAUGUACAGAGUACAAUUCAGUUGAAAGGGACAUAAUCACUGCUUUUGGGAGAUGUUUGAAUGCAACACCGUGCUUACUUCUAUGUUCUCACUGUACUGUAUCCAACUCUUGAUUUAGAACAUGGUUCUUACUAUCAAAAUAUCGUUAUUGUUCUGUUGCCUGGAAAGACAUUAUCGGUUUCUUUAUCACAAUGUUUUUUAAAGCAUGUUUGAAAAGAGCAUGUACCACAUUUUAGAGCAAUUUCACAAAAGGCAAAUACAAACCAAACAGAAGACUCUGUGAAGUCAUCAUAGGAGUGUUUCUGUUCUUGACACCUCAUUCAUGUUCACCACAUUUGUUGCACAUUUGCACAGAACGUGCGGAGAGCUCCAGAAGUAUUGAACACUGACGGUUGUUUUGGAUCUAUGCUCUAGCGCUUGGGAUUACAGAUGCCAGUAAUUAAUGCUGGAAUGACCGUCAGUUAAAGAAAUGUAUAGUGUGGUUUGUGUGUUAUGCCCUCCGUUUCAGACCAUUUCCCCUUUUAAUAUUGAUUGUGUACAAUGAAAUCCUGAAAUGUGUGUAUAAGGAACUUUCACUUUUUAGUUCUUACGAAGCUGUUUCCCAGCCAGGACAAAACAGAUCAGCGUCCUAUAUAAUGAAGUGCCACCCAGUUACCGUAUAGCUACUUUGCUGUACGAUGUUUUCUGUUCAUCUUAGAAAUUGUUCUGCUGCUAUUCUUGGUGAAGAAGUAAAUCAUAUUUCCAUGUUCCUGCCAUAACACUAAUGUCCACCAUGGAUGGUUCCUUUUCCUUCCUUUAUUUUUUUUUAAACUUGAGCACAGGUUUAUCCAUCCACACCAUGUUCUAAACAUGACCGCCUUCUUAUAGCACUUUGCUUUAGCAACCCUUGUAUUUUGGUUCUGAAGACGUUUUGUGCUUUUGAUAUAGUUGUUCAAACUUAGGUUCUGCAAGUGUUUUUCCUGCAUGUGGUGAGUUGUCACAUCACUACUUACAUUAGUGGUUUGUUUUUAGUCAUGCAAUAAAUGAAUAAUUCUG